ACAUGACCGAGGUGAUAUACUGGAGGUCUGCUAGAUGUUCAAAGUGAAGACAUGGCUGCUCUAAGGACACUGCUCCCUCUGUUUCCAAAUGCUUCAGCCCGGAAGCUGCUCCUGCUGGUGCUUUUUAUCUUUGUUUUCUGGGUGGUCUUCAUGGCUUCAAAGGACCACACAGAGUUUUUGUUUCACUUUAACAACCCCAUCACUCUGAGACGAUGGCACAUCUUCAAGGGGUUCUUCCACCCGGAAGGGCUUCAGAACGCAUCAACCUCAUCAGCAGAGGCAGAGCUGAUGGUCCUGGAGAUCCUGGAGAAGUUAAACCAACAGAUCCCACCCAGACCCUUCACCGACCUUAGCACCACCACCAGCGCCAAAGAGAGCACCAUCACCAUCUUCAACCCCCGAGACACAUACUCUGUAGGCGACCAACUGGAUGUCCUGCUGGUAGCCAAGGACUACUCUGGUCGCAGGAAGGAAUAUGGUGGGGACUUCCUGAGGGCCAGGAUAUCCUCCCCAGCUCUGAAGGCUGGAGCUUCUGGAAAGGUGACAGACUUCAACAAUGGCACCUACCUGGUCAGCUUCACUCUGUUCUGGGAGGGCCCCGUCUCCCUGUCUAUUCUUCUCAUGCAUCCCAGUGAAGGGGUGUCAGCUCUCUGGAGGGCACGGAACCAAGGCUAUGAUAGGAUAAUCUUCACUGGCCAGUUUCUUAAUGGCACUGCCCCUGUCUUCACUAAAUGCGGCCUGACCUUAAACACAAAUGGUGAGCAGUGUCAGUACCUGGAUGCACGGGAUCAUGAAGCCUUCUACUGCUUGAAGCCUCCACACGUUCCCUGUGAGGCCCUGACCCAUAUGAAAACCAGUAAUAAUAAUGUCUCCUACCUCAGCCUUCAGGAACAGUUCCUUUUCCGGAGGGUCAACAUGGCGGUUGAAAUGGUGAAGAGUUUGACCAUCACAGUCUUGCCGGGUAACAGUAAGUCCCGGAAUGAAACGAAGAAAAAGAAAUGUCAAGUUGGAAUGAAGACUCCUUUCCCCAGUGGCUAUACUUUCAAAGGGAGGUGGAUCUCGACAUUUUGUGAACAGAAGGAGUUCAGUAACAUAAACGACAUAAAUAACUGCUUGACCAGAAAACUGAUUUACCUCAUGGGUGAUUCCACACUGCGCCAAUGGGUGUACUACUUAAGCAACGUUGUGAAAACCCUAACAUUCUUUGAUCAUCAUGGAACCGGGCUGUUUCAAACUCAUGUCCUCCUGGAUGUUAAACGACAUAUUUUGGUACAGUGGAAAAAACACGGCCAUCCCUUUGUUACUAAAAAGCUGUUCUCUGUGAAAGAUGACAACUAUAUCCCACGGGAAAUCGACCAGGUGGCGGGAGACAGCCGCACAGCGAUUGUCAUUACCUUCGGCCAACACUUCAGACCCUUCCCCAUCAACAUUUUCAUCCGUAGGGCCAUCAACAUCAGGAAGGCCAUAGAGAGACUGUUCUUACGAAGCCCGGAGACCAAGGUGAUAAUUAAGACUGAGAAUAUCAGAGAAGUAAAUGAGAAUGCAGAGAUAUUCAGUGACUUCCAUGGCAACAUUCAGAAUCUUAUUUUAAGGAACAUUUUCAGGGACCUUAAUGUGGGCAUUAUUGACGCUUGGGACAUGACGAUUGCAUAUCGCUGUGAGGAUGUCCAUCCAUCUACCAGUGUGGUUGAAAGUCAGGUUGCCAUGUUCUUAAACUACAUUUGCUAGAUGGUCUUAAGGUGCAGAAAACAUCUCUGGUCCUUCCUACGCCUCUUUCUCCAAUCUCAUAUGUACUGCAUAGAUAAUGUAAUCUAACUUAUGAAGAAAUGAAUAUUGAGGAUUGUAGUUAAAGGUACGUGACAGAAAAUUUAUCAUUCAAAACAUUUUUAAUCCUACAAUUCAAUGGUGCUAAAUGAAGUCCUUUGUCACACUAUCAUCAUUAAAUCCAUUUUUGAACAGUUUUCUUCAACCCAAAUAGAAAUAACAAAACCUAUUUAUUAAAUAACCA
Chionomys nivalis (European snow vole) is the source of this 2008-nucleotide messenger RNA. It is a transcript of the gene Nxpe2, whose product is annotated as neurexophilin and PC-esterase domain family member 2. NCBI's taxonomy places the organism in Eukaryota, Metazoa, Chordata, Mammalia, Rodentia, Cricetidae. Bases 52 to 1728 code for a protein of 558 amino acids. The transcript is spliced from 6 exons. The record is from RefSeq and is a predicted model, not a curated record.